AUGGCAUCUCUCGAAGCGCAAUACCAAGCCGGCACAGCCGAAUACUCGAAAUUACAAGCCGGUCAGUCGACCACCUCCAUAGGAACACGCUCUCAAUCGCGCAGCUCGUCGCGUACCGAUCCUCCCAACCUUCCCCUCGUUCGACUGGCUGAUCAAGUGCUUGCGCAUCCGUUCCAGACUACUCCAAAGCGGUCGCCCAUCGCCAAAGGCUGGACGCUCAACAAUCCGAAUCCCAAGCCGUACAAAAGGUGUGCGAGCAAACCCACGAGCUCACCUCUCGCUUCGACUGAACCCUUCCCCAUCUCAAACCCCAGGAAUUCGCGACUCUGACACCGGACAACUCGGUCUACAAGCUCGUCGGCCCCGUCUUGCUCAAACAGGACCCGACAGAGGCCAAGGCCAACGUCGAAAAGAGGUUGCAGUUCAUCAAUUCCGAGAUGUACGUUUCCGGGGCCAGUCUCUUCGGCCUAGAUCGAUUGCCCGGUCUGAUCGUUCGCAUCGUUUGGUCAUCAACUCAAACAGUGAACGCGUCGAAGGGAAUCUGAAGGAGCUCGACGCCAACUUGGACAAGAAGAAGAUGGAUCUCGUGCACAUCCAGACGCAGCUCAAACAGAAGCAAGAAACCCAGCAGCAGUUGCUCGCUGGCGGUGGAGCCGAAGUCAAGAGCAAAUCAUCAGCAGUGGCUGUAUAG
This is a messenger RNA of Microbotryum saponariae, 691 nucleotides long. NCBI's taxonomy places the organism in Eukaryota, Fungi, Basidiomycota, Microbotryomycetes, Microbotryales, Microbotryaceae. The record is from the annotation of a GenBank genome assembly.